Psylliodes chrysocephalus is the source of this 4669-nucleotide messenger RNA. The record is from the annotation of a GenBank genome assembly. NCBI's taxonomy places the organism in Eukaryota, Metazoa, Arthropoda, Insecta, Coleoptera, Chrysomelidae.
GUGCUACGCUACUUAUAGUACUUAUUUUUUUUUCUUUUUCGCUUCAUUAAUCAACGGAAUUGCCAUCUCCAACGAGAACAAAGUGGUCAUUGAAACAAGAACCACCACAGCAACACGUGUUAAUAGUUAUAGGUACAUGUCAAAACAAAGACGAUAUUUCGUUUAUCCACUCAAAUAUGAAUUUUAAAAGUAAACUUUUAACUAAAUAAAAUUAUACACAAUAACAGACUGUUUAUUUUAAUAGGGUUUUAAUAGAGUGGAACAUGUCUAAUCGUGGUACUUUAAUAUUAUUAGUGAUAUGCGGGUUUUUCUUUACUGACAGUGUUGGGUUCGGUGCGGAUUUGGGGGUUCUAGAUAUAAUCAAGUUGACAAAGUUCGUUGUGGAGGGUAUAGGAAAGGCUUGGAAUAUCGUCGAUCAACGGGUGGAUUUUUCUAGUAUUCCUAUACCGAUUUUGGAUAAGACUGAAGCAAAACUUUUUGGAAAACUCGAUGUAAUUACGCUGAAGAUUGAUGAACUGGCUGUGAAUAUUGAAGGGGCAGGUACCAACACCAUCGCCAUGGUACUUCACAAUUUGCCUGACCGUGUUCGUCUCGAACUACGUCUCAACGAUUUGCUGAAGUACAUGACGCAAACGGACGUCAACUUCAGAAGUUUCCAACGGUAUACUGUACACCACAACGAUUUCGAGAGACUGACGUUAGAGGACUUCGCCAGAGUCGUCGUCGGCCAUGACAGCAACUCCGUGGUCAAUCUCAUAGAGAGGAUACACACUUUCGUGGCACCUACGGGUAGAGGAAUAGCCGAUACAGGAGUGCUGGAGUUGCUGCUUAAAGAUCUCACGGAAGUUGAAGGCGACAUGUUGUGCAACUCGAAACAAUCACCGCAACAAGUUUUGUACAACUUAUAUAACGCAAUUGCUCUAACAGAGUUGAAGGGCUACUCCAUGAUACAGUUUUCGUAUAUGCUACUGAGACUGUACAACAAAGGUAAUUUUACGACCGAAUCACAAAUAAUGCGCCAACGGUUCGAAGAAAGAACCAACAGUGCUAUGGAGAUUGUAAAAAAAUCGAUGGCGGACGCGUCUAGGCAGUAUUGGAACUGUGACCCCAAAAGACACAUAAAAGGCGAAACCUAUGAAGAGAUUACUCAACUAUUGCAAGGAUACGUCCAGAACGAGGUCGAUCUGAAUCCAGAAGGUACUUGCAGGGAAAAUUGCGCUGAAUAUGCCUACACCAAAAGUCACGGUUGCUUUGGGAACCAAUACUGCAGACAGCAAAGGCGAUGCAACGGCAAAAUCCUGGAUUGCAGAUAUUUCGAUUCUGACAUGUGGAUUUGUCCCGCGGACCCAUUGAGCGGUAGAAGAUACGAAUACAUCGAAUACGAGAACGGUAGAGUGUUGGGUAGAAAGCAGAGUUGCCAACACGGUACCAACAAAGUCGACAGCUGGUGGAGGUGGCUCUUUUGGCACUGUUCGUACUGUUUCUGUUUAUGCGACGAACAGAGCAGCAAUUCCGACAGAUACGUCAACAUGCGACCUGCCAUCUCCAACCUAAGCAGUAACAUGGUUGUUACUGGUUUGAGAUUCGUUAAAAAGAAUCGGAUCAUCCACAUACAAAUCCAAGAGGGAAAACUACUGCCUAGAGGUAACAUAGAUGCCAGCACCGUGAGAUGGGUACCCGUGGAAGAUUAUAAAAUAACCGAUAGGAAAAUCUACAAUGGACAAGACUAUCAUACGUUUAGUUGGGAAAAGAGGGCUGUGGAUUUGGACGAUUUAGAAGCGGAUGAAGGGCACGUAUUAACAGGUGUCAGAUUUAAGGAAAUAGGAUCUCAUCUUAAUUUCGAAAUAUUCGUUACGAAAUUCGAUUUUGAUAGUGGGAAACUUAUCAAUCCAACUAGUACCAGCGUUUGGAAGGACAAUUCAAACACCGAUUCAUCCACUACUAACCCAAGAAAGAAAGUAUGGUUGGUCACUCCAGACAUCCCCACUCGAACCACCUCGCCCUCGAUCCCCACAUCGAAAUCGGACGAGUACAUCGAACUCGUCAACUCGGACAUCGACAGAGACGCCGCCCAAACGACCGUCCCCUUCUUGGACGCCCAAAAAUUGGAAUCGUUGCAACCCGUGCCGCUCAGUGGCGCCGGCAUCUUCCACAAGGGCCGAAAAUAUUUCGGCGGGUUUAUCACCCUCAAGGUCAUGACGUACGACUAUAGUAGACACAUUCGGGCGGCGCUUUCCGACGAGGAAGUGGAGACCAAUUGAAAAGACGUCGUGUAGGUGCGUUAUGAUUUGGGGGGACAUCGUUGCGAGUUCUGUAGGGGUUGCGUUUUCUGCAUAGUAAAUAUUUUUAACUAUUUAACGAAUAAUUUUUCAAUAACAAAUCAAAUUUCUUUGGUAUGAUUGGUCAAUUAGUUUCGGAAAAACUUUUUCCAUCUUCUGGUGCAGUCACUGUUAAUUAAAAACAUUGAAGGACAUAAAAACAAUUAAUUUUGGUCGCUGUUAUGUCUAUCGACGUUGCCGUUUAAUUAUAAGUUUUUGGAGAAUUAUUGGGCAUACUUACAUGCGGUGCGGUGUUGCCAGAUCUGAUCUACCCCCAGAUUUGGGUGAAAUUGAUGAAAUUGUGCUUAAGUGCCCCAUAUUCUACUGUGACGGCUCCAGAAGAUAAAACUUUUUUAAAACUACCAAAGAAGUUUCUUGUUUUUGAAAAAUUCUACUAAGAUCAGGAAAUUAUCUUCUUUUUAACGAGAAAUGUGUGGGUAAUUUGUGAUAUUAGUGAUGUGUAAAUGUUGUGAAAUGUAUGAGCGGUAAACUUUUUUUAAUACUAACAGUACAGAUUAGUAAUAUUUUGAAUUUGACAGAAUUCGAGCGAAAUGUAUCUCGUUAUAAAAGAGGUUUUUUCUUGUGUGGAUAAUAGAGGGUGUGUUUUUAAAAUACAUGUACUUAUUAAAACAGUUCUCGAAUGCGCAAAAUAUUAUUUAUUAAAAAUACCUGUUUUAAAUUUUAAAAUGUACGUACGCCGCUGCCAUGUUUAGAUAGCUAAUCAGAAAUACUAAAUACUACGUUUUUAAAAAGGGGUACAUUUAAAUACUCACAUUUUUAGACGUAGAACUACAAACUUUAAUAACAGUACUUUUUAUAGAAAAUAUUUUGGAACCUCUAGGUGCAUUUGAACUACUCACUUUAAUUACAGAAAAUGUAUCAGAAAUAUGGUUUUUAAACGUGGUAUAUUUGAACUACUCACUUUAAUUACUGUACAUUUAUCAGAAAUAUGGGUUUUAAAAGUGGUCAAUUUGAAACAUACUCGUAUAUUUUAACGUUGUUUAUUUGAACUAUUCCAUUUAAAAAUUGACAAUUAACCAUAAAUACAAUUUUAGUACGUGGUACUUCUAACUUUAAUUACAGUAAAUUGAUCACAAUUUCGAUUUUUAAAGAACUACUUACUUUAGUAACAUCAAAUUUAUCAGAAAAUGGAUUUUAAAAAGUGGUACAUUUGAACUAGUCACUUGAUUUAUUGGAAAUUUAUCAGAAGUACAAUUUUUGAACGCAGAAUAUAUGCAUUUCUAAUUAUAUAAAUAUUAUAUAAACUACUAACUCUAUUAUCGCAAAUUUCGUAGCAUUUAAACGACUUACUUUAAUUACCACAAAAUCAUCAUUUGAAUUGCUCACUUUAAUUGAUCCGAAGUAACAUUUUAGAACGAGAAACAUUUGGACUGCCAUAUGAACUGCUAACUUUAAUUACCACAAAUUACCCAAAAAUAAGAUUUUUAGAGGGUAUAUUUUAACUACGAUUUUUUUAAAAGGAGGUACAUUUGAACUACUUUAAUUACAUCAAAUUUAUCAGAAAUACGAAUUUUUAAUAGAAGAUACCUUUAAUUAUAUUAAAUUUAUCAGAAUUAUUUUUAAAAUUGUUACAUUUGUGUUACUAACUUUAAUUGAUCAAAAGUAUAAUUUUAGAACGAGGAACAUUUAAAUUAAUAUUUAUGAAAGUGGUACAUAUGAGAACUACAGAUUUUAAUUACAGCACAUUGAUCAGAAAUACAAUUUUUACUCACUUUAAUUGCAUGAAAUUUAUCAGAAAUAUGAUUUUUUAAACUAGCAUAUUCGAACUACUUGUAAAAUUUAUCAUUAUUCGUUUUUAAAUGUUGUACAUUGGAGUUACCCAAUUUAAUAAUGGUUAAUUAAACAGAAAUAUAAGGUAAAUAAAUUUCUAAAAAAAUGUAGUUUGAGAAUUGCACAGUAAAAUUAGUAUAAUAUGCUCCUAUCAGUUUUAAUACGAACAUGUAUUUCAAAAACACCCUUUAUUUGUAUCACAUUAGACCACCUAUUACUACUCUACUCAGUUGUAAUUUGCGAUAUUGUUCAUAUUGGAACCCUUUUUUUUUGUUUGUGUAAUGACUACAUAAACGAAUGCGUGAAUGAUUACGCACCUCAAAUAGAAUACUUGUAAAAUGAAAAUGUAAUUAUUAGGUUAUAUUUUUUAACCCUUUUAUAUAGUCUAAAUCAAAAUAUGUUUUAAAUAUUGAUUUAUUUAAUUGGUAGUGAUUUUACCCUACUGUGAUUAUUGAAGAAAAAAGUCAGAAGUCGAAGCCAUUCUACCAUUUUUUUAGGUUUAAGAUUUUUUUGUAGAAAUGCAUAUUUUUGUGAUAGAAAUAAAGAAAUUUUAUUCUAUA